Molecule: messenger RNA, 1966 nt
Organism: Paramormyrops kingsleyae
Lineage: Eukaryota; Metazoa; Chordata; Actinopteri; Osteoglossiformes; Mormyridae
Source: RefSeq, a predicted model, not a curated record
UCAGACAUUCCACCCAUUUCUCCACGCUGGCCGACCCGUAGGGAUGAGGUUUGUACUGGUCAGGCUGCUUCUCCUGGCAUCUCCGGGAGCUUUGCACUACUCCACCAUGACGCAUGAGGAGACGAUUCCUGAGGAGAUCCUGAGGAGUAUGUUACCAUUGGCCGCAAAACAACCCAACUCACGCUCAACAAUGGGCCCAGUCAUAAGGUUUAGCCUGAAAGCAGAAAGAAUUAACAAUAAAUAUUGCUUAAAAUUUUAUGUCAUUAACAUACAUAUACAUCUAAAGCAUGCCUCAUGUUGUGUGGUACAGAUGAAAUGCCUCUUCAGACAAACCUAGUACAUAUUUUUGUGCCUUGAAUAAAAUUAGGAAAAUGAGAUAUGAUUUUAACCAUUAUUACUAGGAUGUCCCAGUGUGUGGUCACUGAUGCCUGUAACCUUCAAUGUAAGAUCGGACAAGCGGACACCUGGGGUAGAUCAUGUAGCAGACAGGGCACAGCGGAGUGACACCGGCCACGUUUCAGGGCCGUCGCUCACCAGGGAGAGACACGUGAAUGAGGAGCUGAAGAAAGCACUGUACAGCAUGGAGCAGAUGAAGGAGGUUAUGGAGGAGAAUGGGGAGGAGCACAAGACAGAAAUGAAAAGAGUCAUAUAUCUCUUCUUUCAUAUAUAUAUAUGUGGAAGUAAUGAAGUAGAAAGAAAUAGAGCCUGGAGAAUCCCGAGGAUGGAGGACUCAUUUAGCCGGCUGCUGGAGCAGAUGAAAGCUCUGUAUGACGGGAGCCUUCUGCUCGUGACUAAGCUGCAUAAGCACCUAGGUGAGGCUUUCCAGACAGCCUUCGCCGUCAAUAACUCCCAGAGCCCUACUGCUGCCCCAGACGCGCUGGACACAAGCUUCUUUGAGGGGAUCAGCCUCGAGGACAUCCUGGAGUCCUUCUUUGACUUCGGCAGGAACAUAUACCAGGAGCUUAGCUCGGUGACCAAGUGGGUGUUUGACAUGGGGCACGAACCUGUGGAGGGAAUGGAGCUGCCAACAGAAACCAUACCACCCUCCAGCCAACUGCCACAGACUCAGCAGCUGUGCAGAGAUGUGCGCAGACGGACGUCAGAGUGCUGGUGGCUGCGGGCCCGCUGCGAGGCCUGCCAGAGGCCGUCGUUGAGAGAAUGUCCAGGCCUUGGAGAGCUGUGGGUGAAGCUGAGUGAGGUCUUCCAUCUGCUGGAGCUCUCCCGUCAGCACUGCCAGGAGGUGCGGCAGAUCGUCCAGCGUCACGUGGUGCAGAUGGGUGGUGACGCCUCAGGUGGAGACACCAUUGUGGAGGUGAACAUCCUGAACUGUCCCAUGCUCUCCCUCAUGGUGCCAUCAGAGCUGGAGCUCCAGGAUCCUGCCUUCAUUAGAUAUGUGGCCCAGGAAGCCCUGGCCAUGUACAAGAAAAUGGUCAGGUAAGGGUUAGGUUUAGGGUUAGGGUUAAUGCUCUGUAAGGGCCAAGGCUGAGAGUGAGGAGAGAAGCCCAAACCUGAGAGCCCAGGCCAAUCGCUGCUCUCUGACCUGAGUCGCCGCUCCCUGGUACCCGCUGGCUGUCCUGGGCACACCUGACCAAAACGUCACCUGCUGGCUCAUCACCCUGGUGCUCCCUGGUACCCGCGGGCUGUCCUGGGCACGCCUGACCAAAACGUCACCUGCUGGCUCAUCACCCUGGUGCUCCCUGGGCCGACAGGCACUUAAGCUCUGCUCGAUUUAAGUUCACAGGCCACAGUCCACUGAAGCAGCAUGGGAACUGCUUUGAUCUGGAAAUCCGUCUCAGGCAGCUUAAACAAGCGGGUAUUCAGUCAUAAAAUACCGACCAGAAACUUCUGAUUUUUUAGAUGGGGCUUUUCUUGAUUGGCCUGGCUGCCUUCCACAGUCCAAAGACACGUUUCCCCCCAUGGUCCAAAAACAUUCUGAGGCUAAGUGGAGUGGCUAAAUUGUAAAUGG